Molecule: messenger RNA, 990 nt
Organism: Histoplasma mississippiense
Lineage: Eukaryota; Fungi; Ascomycota; Eurotiomycetes; Onygenales; Ajellomycetaceae
Exons: 1
Coding region: 1-990 (329 amino acids)
Source: RefSeq, a predicted model, not a curated record
AUGGUUAUUACACCCGCAGACAGAAUGAAUUCGUUACAAAUUACCUACAACCCCAACCACUACGCCGAAUUUUGGAACCAAGCAACGCCUGACAUCAGAGCUGUUAUCUGGAGACAUAGGGAGAUCAACGCUGAUUCCGUCAAAAGAAUCGUAAGCAAAAACCGAGAGAUCGAAUCAUGGAACAGAGAAAGAUCAAUUCCUGAGCAGUAUGGACAGCAGCUCGAUCUCUGCGUAUUCACCAUGAUAGGGAGUUUAAUGGAUUUUGUGUUUCAACAAAACAGCAUCGAGAAAUUCAAUCACGCCGUGUCAUUAUUAAACUGGUACCUGGUGAGCAACCAGUAUCCAGUCAGCUGGGGCUUGGCAGAAAAUAUGAGGGCAAAAAGCUCGGAGAAUAUCGAAGAUCAAGAGAUUCAUCAAAACAUUGCCAAAGACCCUCAACGAAACAGCUCACCCUAUAGUGGGGUUAAUCCCAACCGAGACACCGAAGCAAAAAGUACGAAAGAAGAUGUAGCCAGUGAUAACGAAAAUGAGAGGGGUGAAUACUUUGCAAAUGCUAUUCUGCAAGAAUACAUCGGAAAUGAAGAUUCUGAAGAAGACAAGUCCUCCUUUUCCGGAGGCUUAUCCGCUGGAGACCCCUCCCCUGAAGGCUCUUCCCCCGAAGAUUCCACCUCUGAAGAUUUAUCCUCCUCUGAAGACUCUUCCUCCGCAAAUUCCUCCAAAGACUCCUCCCAAGACUAUUCCUCCGAGGAGUAUUCCUCUGAAGACUCUUCUCCCGAAGAUUCCACCUCUGAAGAUUUCUCCUCCUCUGAAGACUCUUCUUUCGAAGACUCCUUCAAAGACUCCUCUGAGGGCUAUUUCUCUGAAGGCUCUUCCAACGAUUCCACCUCCGAAGAUUUUUCCUCCGAAGAAGACUCCGAAAAUUUCUCUAAUGACUCAUCUGAAGAUUCCACCUCCGAAGAAGCGGAUUUCUCAUGGGACGAGGAAUAUUAA